Aspergillus eucalypticola CBS 122712 is the source of this 368-nucleotide messenger RNA. RefSeq lists its product as uncharacterized. The record is from RefSeq and is a predicted model, not a curated record. Bases 151 to 336 code for a protein of 61 amino acids. NCBI's taxonomy places the organism in Eukaryota, Fungi, Ascomycota, Eurotiomycetes, Eurotiales, Aspergillaceae. The transcript has 2 exons.
UGGUAGUUUUACUCAAUGGAUUGGGGUUAAUUCAUAUGGCUUGUUGACUUGAGGAAGGUGGAUUUACUUAACAGUGACCAUACUACUAGUCACUUCCAUUUACCCUCGUACGAUGGUUGACUCCAUUGCCAUAUUAUGGGCAUUUGAUGGAUGCUCCCCUGUCAUGAGUUUUACCGGUUUUGCCAUCUGCAGCUUUACUCUAGGCGGCUACUAGGUCAACUUCUCCUGGCAGUUGCCUGGCGUUGGCCCGCAUUCUGUUAUCUUAUUUACUAUGCAGGACCAAGUAAGGCAAGGCUGAUACCUAGGGACUACUGUACAGCAGUAAGUAGUAGCUAGCCAGUAGCCACCUACCCAAGCGUGAUAUCACC